Messenger RNA from Ogataea haglerorum, 1011 nucleotides. RefSeq lists its product as uncharacterized. NCBI's taxonomy places the organism in Eukaryota, Fungi, Ascomycota, Pichiomycetes, Pichiales, Pichiaceae. Gene Ontology annotation, biological process: box C/D snoRNP assembly; rRNA processing. The transcript has a single exon. The record is from RefSeq and is a predicted model, not a curated record. Bases 1 to 1011 code for a protein of 336 amino acids. Gene Ontology annotation, cellular component: ribonucleoprotein complex; cytoplasm; R2TP complex.
AUGAAUAAGGUCGUACAUGAUAUUCCCCUGAGCGAUCCUGAUUCUAACUCUCUAAGUGAUCAUUUGGUGAGUAUAAUUCCUCAUCCCAAAUUCGUCGUGAAGACCAGAUUGCUUAAGCCAUUCAGGAAUUCACCGGCUAGGACCAAACUCUUUGUAAAUGUUUGCUCUAAUGCGAAUGUUCCAUUGCCUUUAAAUCUAUCAGACCCUAUAGAUUGGAAAUCUCUUUUUCUUUCCAUUGCUAAUGAUGAAUGGCAGAUACCUAUUCUUCUCUCUCCUGACCUGAGAGACGGAAAAGAUAAAUCUGGGAAUUCAGCUCUCAUAAUUGAUUGCAUUCUAAAUGAGAGAGCUUUUAAAAUGAUACUUUCGAACAUCUCGUUUAGAGACAUCGUCAUAGAAUGGUGUUUUGAUGCAAUCGAAUCGCGAUUCGAUGAUAAUAUACUCAUCGACAGACAAAUUAAAACUUUGCCUAAAAGAUCAUGUAUGGGAGAGCUAUUAACGUUUCAAACAAAGAUAUCAACAUUGAGAGGACUCAUAAAAGCAACUGCUUCUCCCUACGAACACAAUCAACUCACAUAUUCAAAUGCUUCUCAAAUCGAAUCUCGAGAUGACAACUCUACAUUAAAACCUUUGCCAACGGCGAUUGCGAAAUCUUGUGACUUCAAAUCCAUUGGAUCAAAAGAAAGGACAGUAAUACAUCAGAAUUUAAAAGGAUGUGCUUACUCUCUUACUAACUCUCUUAAAUGUGCUCCUCAGCUUAGGAUGUUAGAUCCUGAAGAAACGGAAGAUUCUUUUAUUGCUCAUAUUGAGUGCCCAGUUCCAAAAGUUUGUGAUAAUGAGUUCAAGUUGAUGUACAACAAAAAAUCUAAUUGCUUAAUCGUGACAACCUCCUCCCCAAUAAACGAUAAUCCACCCAUCAAGAUUCCUUUGGCAGGUCUAAUACCUAGUCUUAUCGAGGCAAUUUGUGCUAAGAAUGAAAACGAGGUAGACAUUUUGCAUGUCUUUCUCAAAUAG